Molecule: messenger RNA, 846 nt
Organism: Varroa destructor (honeybee mite)
Lineage: Eukaryota; Metazoa; Arthropoda; Arachnida; Mesostigmata; Varroidae
Gene: mRpS18A
Product: mitochondrial ribosomal protein S18A
Biological process (GO): mitochondrial translation
Cellular component (GO): ribosome; mitochondrial small ribosomal subunit
Molecular function (GO): small ribosomal subunit rRNA binding; structural constituent of ribosome
Source: RefSeq, a predicted model, not a curated record
UGCGCUGCGAUAGUGUUUGCGGGAAGCUUCACCUAUAUCCAUGUUUCCCUUGAUCUUAAUGAGUGGAUAUCUUUGAUCCACUGUAUACAUUGUGCAAGCAAUGACGUUGACACGUGUAGUGUCUGUGGAACGAGCAACGGCAGGACUUCUCCGUGCAAAUUUUCCCUUUUGUUCGCUGAUGGUCGGCAUCGUUAGAAAAAAUAAUGGAGCAAACGGAACCUAUCAGUUCGCAGCAGCUAUACACAAAAGUGCAGUGUGUGCGCUGAAGAAAAUAGUCCACCGGGAAGAAAACGGAGUGACUGUGAUUGAGGGAACGUUCGUCGAUUCGCCUCAUAAGGAAAAACUAUUACGGCCUGCUGCAUCUGCAAUCGAGACCGAAACCCGUAGUUGCCCGCUGUGUUCUUUGGGAAUCCAUGACGUGAAGCACACAGAUGUGCUUAUCAUCUCUCAGUUUAUGGACCGAAAAGGAAAUAUCCUGCCCCAAAAGGUGACUGGCCUCUGCUUCCGACAGCAUAAGUUGAUCUCCCUAAGGCUAUACGAAGCUCAACGGUGCGGAUUAAUACCAAGUGAAGUGCACAAACCCAACGAGAGAUGGCAAGAGCUAAAUAACUACUUCGGCAUUACCAAAACGAAAGUAGAUUUUGGCAAGCCCAAAAUUGACAUCCGGGACUUUCUUAAGAAGCCGUCGAACAAGAAGGUUUGGGAAUAAUGUCCGCCUACGAAUGAAGGUUCUACAUAAUUUUAGUAUGUGUCAUCGUUUGACAUUAAUCUUUAGUUUAGGUAUUACAAAUCCUUUUCAAUAACAAAUACAAAUAAAUAAAUGUUGGGCUACAUUCUACAUUUGAA